Molecule: messenger RNA, 2342 nt
Organism: Camellia sinensis
Lineage: Eukaryota; Viridiplantae; Streptophyta; Magnoliopsida; Ericales; Theaceae
Source: RefSeq, a predicted model, not a curated record
AUUGUGCAUUUUUAGUACACGUCGCUCUAGAAAGUUAAGAGAGAGAGAGAGAGAGAGAGAGAGAGAGACCUCAUCAUAGUAAAAGAAGGUGUUUGAGAGAAAUAAAGAGGGAAGUGGUUUUGCGAGCUUUCUCACCGGAGGAACAGGGAAUUGAGUGCUUUUUUGAAUUUUAAGAAGUUCUUCACGAGGCACUGUCAGAAAAAAAAAAAUUAUUCCCCAGAAAAAAAAAAAAAAUUAAGGGUUAACGUCUUGUGUAUAUAUUUUCCACCACUCCUUGUUCUGCUCUCAUCACUUCUCUGCUUGCAACAUGUAAAGAUUUUAAGUACCUGUCUGAGAAUUUCUUCUCAAAAAAGACCACUUGGGUAUUCUGUUCACCAAGCCUGUAAUAAUCCCAAACUCUUUCCCUCUUGUAGGAUUGACUCGGUUUCUCUUUUGCAGUCCAAAGAUUUGGAGAGAGAGAGAGAGAGAAAGAGAGAUGGGGAGAGCAAUUAGGUGGUUGAGGGGCUUGUUGGGGAUGAGGAAAGAGAAUGAAAAUGUGGAGAAUUCAAAUUCCGGCGACCGGAAAGAGAAGAAAAGGUGGAGUUUUGGCAAGUCCAGUAGAGAUUCAGGGGUUGUGGGUAACAUUCCGGUGAGUAUUCCGGUGACUGACACUGCUUGGAUGAGAUCUUACAUUGCUGAGACAGAGAAUGAGCAGAACAAGCACGCAAUUGCUGUUGCUGCUGCCACCGCUGCGGCCGCCGAUGCCGCAGUGGCGGCGGCGGCUCAGGCAGCGGUGGCUGUGGUAAGGCUUACUGGUCAAGGCAGAGGAGCUCUGUUUUGUGGUGAGAGAGAGAAGUGGGCUGCAGAAAAAAUACAGAAUGCUUUCAGAGGCUUUUUGGCACGAAAAGCGCUUCGAGCACUAAAAGGACUGGUGAAAUUACAAGCUCUUGUUAGGGGCUACCUUGUUCGAAAACGAGCUACUGCAGCUCUUCACAGUAUGCAAGCUCUUUUUCGAGCUCAGUCUACUGUUCAAUUCCAGAGAGCUCGUCGUUUGAUCAACAAAGAAACCAGAUUUCAACCUCGAGCCAGAAGGUCCAUGGACAGAUUUGAUGAAACAGUGACUCAAUUCCAUAAGAGGCUAUCGGGACCUAUUGAAAGAUCGCUAAAUGCAUUUGAGGAUAGCCCAAAAAUAGUUGAGAUUGACACAUACAAGCCUAGAUCAAGAUCACGGCGAGUCAACACCAUAAUGUCGGAUUCUAGAAAAGACCCGUAUUACCAAACUGUCUCGUCUCCACUUCCAUGUCCAAUUCAGACCCGGAAGCUUCCAGAAUACUUCACAAAUGAUGAAUUUAGGCUAUCCACUCCUCAAAGCACACCUCAUUUUUCGAAUUCAUGCAGGUCAAUUGCUCCAGUGACACCAUCCAAAAGUGUAUGUGGAGACAGCUUUUUCGACUUUCCUAACUACAUGGCGAACACUCAAUCAUUCAGGGCGAAACUGAGGUCUCACAGUGCUCCAAAGCAAAGGCCAGAGCUGGUAUCCAAGAAGAGGCUGACACUAGGUGAAAUAAUGGCGUCGAGGACUAGCUCGUGCGGUGUUUCGAUGCAGAGGUCUUGUUCUCAAGCUCAGGAAGCUCUGGAUUCUUGACAAGUUUGUUAUUGAUUUUUUUUUGGUGGUGUUUUUAAUAGAGAAAUUAAGAGAUGGAUUUUCAAUAGGAGAUGGCUAAUUGAAGAGAAUGGAGAAGAUGAACUAACAAGCAUACCUUCUCUAAAACAAAUACGUAAUAGAACAGAGUGCUGGUGUACAUUCUUUGACUGUUCUGGUUAAGUAGUCAUGCUUUGUGAAUGGAAAUGAGUUUUUUCAUCUUUGCUAUAUACAUGAAAGUGGAGCACCUGCUUGAAAAAAAGAAAAGAAAAAAGACAUUGGAGUUAGCAGAACAGGGCAAUUAGAUCAAUGGGAAUUGAAGAAUGUUGACGACAGUCAAGUGGGAAACUGGUUCCGAAAAGAAAAUCAUUGGGAUGCUGUUUUUCAAAAACAUUUUUGAAACUUCCAUGGAGGUUCUUAGUAGUUAGUAACCACUGAGCCAAGUGAGCGGGGUAUCUAUAUAUUUAAAACAGGGUGCUUUUGUCAAGCUGUGCUUAUUAAUUUAUUUUGGGUGACUCUAUUUGCACUUCAAAAAUGAGGUUGGAUAUCCCAAGAGGGCUGCUAGAUGUCCAUACUUUUUAUCUUUGUACUCCCUAUUUUUUUAGCCCCCCACCUUCCAAAAUUACAUUUAAGGGUUCUUUGAGAUGACUUAAAUAAGUAUAUUUUUUGUCUUUUUAUGAAAAGAUGUGCAGAAAAGUAGAGAGGUGAUGUGAUAGAAAAA